AUGGCGGUGGAUCCGCGGGCGAAUCCGGGAGCCAGCAACACCCCUACGCUGGAAGAGGCGGAUCCGCGGGCGAAUCCGGGAGCCAGCAACACCCCUACGCUGGAAGAGGCGGAUCCGCGGGCGAAUCCGGGAGCCAGCAGCGCCCCGGCGCUGGCGGCGCUGUUCCCGCAGUGGGCGGCAGUGGACGCGGAGCAGCUGAGGCGCGUGCCUCAGGGUGUGAUGCCGGAGGACGGGCAGUGCUGGAUCAAGUACGGCGAGAAACGGCUUGUUAAAACAGCCUGCCACAGAUCGUACUUCCGCUGUGCGCGCUCCACCGCAACACCGACGUCACCAUCCACUCUUGCAGCAACACCAACAGCAGCAUCCACGCAAGAGGCAACGCCAGCAAUGGCAGCAACGCGUCCAGGCUCAGCUGGCCAGCCUGCUCCUUCCCCGGCUGCUUCUGCUGCUGAUGAUGCUGCCAGCACUGCCACCGCCCCCUCUCCCACUGUAUUCCACCCCUGUCCGGCUCGCAAGUGGGUCGACUGGCACCUAUUAUUACCCCUCACCCCUGCCGCCCACCCGUCACCGCUGCCGCCCGGUUUCGACCAGGCAGCGCAGCUCGGGGCGGCAGGCAAGCCGCCCACUUCGAGAAUUUUCUUCCGAGUGACGUACCUGAACACGCACAACCACAGUGUUCCGCCCAUUGGGCUUCAGAUCGAGCCCUCUCUAGCACCGGAUGCUGCUGCUGCUGCUGCUGCUGCUGCUGCUGGGAAAGGUGGGCGCUCGCCCACUCCAACCUCCCUGGGCAAGCGGUCACGUGAAGCCGACUCCUCCUUGAUAUCAGAGCCGUGCUUUCCCCAUGCUCCUCAUGCCCGCCACGCCUCUCACGACUUCGAUUUCAAAACCUUUGAUGCCAGUACCUUUGACUUUGCAGCUUUUGGCGCUUCAGAAGGAUUCCAAACCUUCCACCGGCUCCAGCCGUCCCCUGAAUCGCAAUCCACUCAUCCUGGCUUUCGUGCAGAAAACGCCUCUCCUGCCCUUCACACGUCUCCCUCCUCUCACGUGUCUGCCGCAUCUCAUGUAUCCUCUGCCUCCCCGGGCGGCUCUCACCCGUCCCAUGCAUCUCCCGCCUCUGCUGCUGCGACUCACUUCUCUGCUGCCCCGACUCACUCCUUCACGCCACCCAAGCCGAUCAAAGUGAGCUUCUCUCCUCUGGUUGACCGCGAGUUCCCGUGGGGAAACAGUGGCGACCAGGGGGGUUGGAAGGAUGCUGGAAGCACCCCUGCGGACUCACACUCUCUGCUGCUCACGGUGCUCCGCGCAAAUCUCUCUCGCUCCGACCUCUUGCCAAGCCCCGGCAGCCACGGCAGCAGCCCCAUCAGCAGCACCAGUUGCAGCAACAACAACGGCGGGAGCCACGCCGCGAAAGACGCUUGGAAUAAUAACGGUAGCAACAACAACGGGAGCAGCGAGAGGAACGACAGCUGGCGUGCCGUGGUGGGCGGCGGCAGUGACGGUUACGGGCGGCCUAUGAGAAGUGGCAGCGCCACCAAUGCAGCUGUGGCUGUUUUGCCUGCCCCCGUGGCCUUCAGUGGUGAUGGUUUUGGAAGGUCUUUGAGCAGAAGUGGCAGCGAGGUGCAUGGGAUGCUUAUGACUGUUACGGGUGGCAGCAGUGACGGUUACGGGAGGCCUAUGAGCAGGACCGGCAGCGCGACUGAUGUGGGCGGGGCUCUUGUGCCUACGCCCGUGACUGCGGUUGGUAGUAACCCGUAUGAUGACUCAGCGCCACGUCAGCUGCAGGGGCUGCUGGAGGAUAUGGUGCCACGUCAGGUGCUGCAUGGCUCGCAGCGAGUCGCAGGAGCAGGACCGUAUCAGGCACCGCUUGCUGCUGCAGCUGCAGGAGAAAGAGCUUCAGGAGCAGCAGGAGCAGCAGGAGCAGCAGGAGCCACAGGAGCCGCGUUUCAAACCCCAGCCACAUCAGUAGAACCAGCAGGAGCAGCAGUGCCGUUUCAGACCACGGCAGGCAUUGCAGUGGAAGCAGAACGAUCAGCCGAGGGCGAGUUCAAGCUAUGUAACCUUGUCCCGAACCACGAGCAACAUGCAGGCAGCGAUGCUGCGCACCUGCACCUGCACCAGUUCCACCUUCCCCAGAUGCCACCUGCACAGGCAGCUCAGGCUGCUGAUAUCCAAGCCAGCAUGAGUCACACUCACAAUUUCAUGGGCAUGGCCUGCAAUUCUGUGUGGGCCUCUGACAUCGCUUUCAGCCCUGCGGUUCCAACCAUUGCUGCCGCUGCUGCUGUUGCUGCUGGGCAGACUCCGGUGAUGCGACGCACUCGAACUUUGAGCGUAGGGCUUGAUGGCUUGAGUGGUACGGGUGGCAUGGGUGGCUCGUGCGGCAUGGCUGACAUGGGUGGUGGGGAAGGCAUGGGCGGCACGGGCGGCAUGGGGGAGGAUGAGUUGCUGUGGGAGGCAGCAGCAUGGCUGGCAGAGCAGGGAGGGCUGGAGGCACUCGAUUGGCUGCCAGAACUGUCAGGUUGA
This is a messenger RNA of Closterium sp. NIES-65, 2520 nucleotides long. The record is from the annotation of a GenBank genome assembly. Lineage: Eukaryota; Viridiplantae; Streptophyta; Zygnematophyceae; Desmidiales; Closteriaceae.